This is a messenger RNA of Salvelinus namaycush (lake trout), 1480 nucleotides long. RefSeq names its product neudesin neurotrophic factor (gene nenf). Bases 428 to 952 code for a protein of 174 amino acids. The transcript has 4 exons. Lineage: Eukaryota; Metazoa; Chordata; Actinopteri; Salmoniformes; Salmonidae. The record is from RefSeq and is a predicted model, not a curated record. Gene Ontology annotation, cellular component: endomembrane system; membrane.
UCCCAUUGGUAGAGGAGUGUAGGUAUUGCCCUUAACUGCAGGGCAGUUUUAUUAUUUUCCCGCUCGGUAAUUUAUUGGAUUGUGUGGAAGUGUAAACUGGUCCCAGAACGGGUUUAAAAGAGGCAACCAAUUUGACCCGACUAUCACAUGCACAGCACAGCACUUUUGGCCGCCGGCAAAACAUAUGAUUCUUAGGAACGUGAUCAGAAACCACAUGACCCAUCUACUGAACGUUAAGGGAAAUCAAAUAUUUAUCUGGGGACAUGGAUCAAGUUUACCUCAAACUUUAAUUCCACUUUCUUCCCUAGUAGCCUACUUGUGUUCGCGGACUCAUUUCUUGGUUUCUUAGGGUAGUUAGAGCGACAGAGAGAGAAAACCGGAACUAGGAAGCAAAUUAUCUCCUAAAAAGAGGACAUCGGAAUUAUUUAUGAACGUUGUUGAGGCUUGUCCAAAUAGCCAGGCAACCAUGGUAACACCAGUGCAACUUUUUAUCACAUUUGUGCUUCUCGUGGUGAGUUUGGCAGACGAUGUUAAACUAAAACACAAACCAGCCUCAAAACCUGUCCGACUGUUCACAGACGAAGAUUUAAAAACGCACGACGGGAGUGAGGACGGGCAUCCCAUUUACAUGGCCAUAAAAGGAGUGGUGUUUGAUGUUACCAAGGGAAAAGAGUUCUAUGGGAAAGAUGGACCAUACAAUGCCUUGGUUGGAAAGGACUGCACAAGGGCUGUGGCCAAAAUGUCCCUUGAGCCAGCUGAUCUGACUUCUGACACUACGGGCCUUACUGAAGAGCAGCUCCAAUCCCUUGAGAGUGUAUUUGAGGGCACGUACAAGACAAAGUACCCUAUUGUAGGCUACACCGCCAUACGCAUCCUCAACCAGGAUGGUAGCCCCAAUGAGGACUUCAAGCCUGAAGACCAACCUCAUUUUAACAUCAGAGACGAGUUCUAAUCCAAAGGAGUUUUCGGCACUUUUUUUUGUUUGUUGUUGCUCUGAUAUAUUUUUGGUACGCCCCAAAAAACUGUGGAGGCCAUUAAGAUUCAAUACAGUGUGAUCCUCAAUUUGCUCAUGAUUGAAAACUGAUUAUUUAUGAAUUCUCAGUCAGAUCAAAAUUGAUAGGACUGCAUGUCUUGAUGUUCUUUGAUGAAGCCCAUAAAGGUGGCCUUACCAAGGGAUAGGCAGCCAUGUGUUUCAGCUCUAUUUUCUUUACCUUAUUUUAGAGACCAUAUUUAUAUCUUUAAAAGAUAUGUACUUUAAGAUAUCAUUUUUAUGUUGACGUCAAUGAAAACAUGGAAUGUUUGUUACUAUGUUGUUAGUCAAAUACACUUUGUAAAAUGUAUUGACAUUCUAAGAACUGAAUGUUUUCCAUUGGUCAUUUAAAUCAUUGUAAUUGGUUAAAUGAGCUAUGAAGCUGCACAGGCCCUAUAUCAUUAAUUUAAUGUUAAAGUAGUUUAAAACAUUAUUAUUAAAAUAGUAGGA